Molecule: messenger RNA, 4509 nt
Organism: Penicillium antarcticum
Lineage: Eukaryota; Fungi; Ascomycota; Eurotiomycetes; Eurotiales; Aspergillaceae
Product: putative ABC transporter
Exons: 15
Coding region: 1-4509 (1502 amino acids)
Biological process (GO): transmembrane transport
Cellular component (GO): membrane
Molecular function (GO): ATP binding; ABC-type transporter activity; ATP hydrolysis activity
Source: RefSeq, a predicted model, not a curated record
AUGGAAAAGGGGCACUCGGCAGCGGACGAGCCAACAUCAGCCUCAUACCCUAAGCCCACCACUAAUCAUCCCGGGUCUUCCACAAGUUCCGCCUCGUCAGUUAGAUCAGAUAUAACCAAAAACUUCGAACCUGUCCGCACUACUAGCCCAGAACCCGAAUCCAAUUCCUCAGGAACACGGCUGAACGAUGAGAGUCUCGCAAACACAAUCAGUCGUCGGCGCAGUUAUGCCUCCGGACACGAAACAAAAGGGGAGGAAUGGGCACAGAUCGAAAGAUUGAUAUCACGGAUGUUCGGCCAGGAACGGAAAGAAAACUCUGAAGAAGAGAAAACACGACAUGUUGGAGUUGUAUGGAGGAAUCUUACAGUCAAGGGUGUCGGUCUUGGUGCUGCGCUCCAGCCUACCAACGGAGAUAUCUUCCUAGGGUUACCCCGGCUCAUCAAACGACUAUUGACUCGUGGGAGAAAGGGUACUGGGACUGGAAAGCCAUCUAUUAGAACAAUCUUGGACGAUUUUAGCGGUUGUGUACGCCCUGGAGAGAUGCUACUUGUCCUGGGUCGUCCUGGGUCGGGUUGUUCCACGUUUUUGAAAGUGCUUGGCAACCAAAGAGCUGGAUACGAAAGUAUUGAAGGUGAUGUGCGAUAUGGAGGAACUGAGUCCGAAAAGAUGGCAAAGCACUAUCGGUCUGAAGUUUUGUACAACCCCGAGGAUGAUCUCCACUAUGCAACUCUGUCGGUGCGAGAUACUCUGCUUUUUGCAUUAAAGACUCGUACUCCGGAAAAGGCCUCGCGUAUCCCAGGAGAGAGCCGCAAAGACUAUCAGCAGACAUUCCUUACGGCGAUUGCCAAGUUGUUCUGGAUUGAACAUGCCCUAGGGACAAAAGUUGGUAACGAGCUAAUUCGUGGAGUCUCUGGAGGCGAAAAGAAAAGAACCUCAAUUGCAGAGGCUAUGGUCACAAAGGCUAGCACCCAGUGUUGGGAUAACUCAACAAAAGGCUUGGAUGCCAGUACAGCCUUGGAAUAUGUCCAGAGUCUCCGAAGCUUGACAAACACCGCUCACGUCUCUACCGUAGUAGCUCUUUACCAGGCCUCAGAAAACCUAUUCAAUCUUUUUGACAAGGUGAUUCUGAUUGAGGAUGGAAAGUGCGCCUUCUUUGGUCCUAGUCAUGACGCCAAAGUCUAUUUUGAAAGACUGGGCUUCGAAUGCCCUCCGCGUUGGACAACACCCGACUUCUUGACGUCUGUCAGCGACCCUCAUGCAAGACGCGUAAAGCCUGGCUGGGAAGACCGAAUUCCUCGCACAGCUGACCAAUUUCAAGCGGCAUAUCGUCAAAGUGAUACAUUCAAAGGCACGCUUGCAGAUAUUAAAAAGUUCGAGGAGGAGAUCAAGAGCGAGGAACAUGAGCGAGAAGCGGCAAGAAAGAACAUGAAGCAGAAGAAUUACACGGUUCCGUUUCACAAGCAGGUGUGGAUUCUUACACACCGUCAAUUCCUGGUGAUGUUUGGUGACAGGCAAUCGCUUAUUGGCAAGUGGAGUGUGAUUACAUUCCAAGCUCUCAUUGUUGGGAGUCUGUUUUAUAACUUGCCUGACACAAGUGCUGGCGUUUUCACGAGAGGUGGAGUCAUGUUCUUCAUCUUGUUGUUCAAUGCAUUGCUCGCUAUGGCAGAGCUGACGGCGGCAUUUGAGAGUCGGCCCAUUUUGAUGAAACAUAAAAGCUUCUCCUUUUACCGCCCAGCAGCAUAUGCGCUCGCUCAAGUUGUGGUUGAUGUGCCUCUGGUUCUCAUCCAAGUCGUGCUAUUCGACGUGGUUGUAUAUUUCAUGGCAAACCUUGCGCGCACAGCGUCGCAGUUCUUUAUCAAUUUACUUUUCAUUUUUAUGUUGACCAUGACUAUGUACUCCUUCUUCCGUGCCCUAGGAGCUCUGUGUGCCUCAUUGGACGUUGCAACGCGUCUUACUGGUGUUGCUAUCCAAGCGCUAGUUGUCUACACAGAAAAGUUGGCAUUAAUUAACGCAAGUGCUCAAGGCUAUUUGAUUCCUCCAUGGAAAAUGCACCCUUGGCUAAAAUGGCUCAUUUGGAUCAACCCCGUCCAGUAUGCAUUCGAAGCUUUGAUGGCAAAUGAAUUCUACGGUCUCAAGAUCAAGUGUGAACCGCCAUAUAUUGUCCCCGACGGACCAGGUACAUCACCAUCUCACCAGAGCUGUGCAAUCCAAGGCAGUAGCCCAAACUCUUUAAUUGUCGAUGGAUCCAGGUAUAUUGAAACGGCAUACACCUAUAGCAGAGCUCAUCUCUGGCGGAACCUUGGUAUCAUCAUUGGGUGGUUGAUUUUGUUCAUCUGCUUAACAAUGUUAGGAAUGGAGUUGCAAAGACCAAACAAAGGUGGAAGCUCAGUCACGGUGUUCAAACGGGGCGAGGCACCCAAGACAGUUCAAGACGCCAUCGAGGAUUCCGGUCCGCCAGCCGAUGAGGAGUCAACUGAGAAGAAUGAUAGCACUUCCGACAUGAAUGGCGAUGAAUUCAAAGAUGCCGGGCAAAAGGUCCAGGGGAUUUCCAAGAACACGUCCAUCUUCACUUGGCAGAAUGUCAAUUACACCAUUCCCUACAAAGGUGGCGAGAGACAGCUGUUGAAAGAUGUGCAGGGCUAUGUCAAGCCAGGCCGGCUUACUGCACUGAUGGGUGCAUCUGGUGCUGGAAAGACAACGCUGCUUAAUGCCCUAGCUCAGCGAAUCAAUUUCGGCGUGGUCACCGGCAAUUUCUUGGUUGAUGGAAAACCUCUUCCCAAAAGCUUCCAAAGAGCAACUGGUUUUGCGGAGCAAAUGGAUAUACACGAGCCCACAGCCACUGUACGGGAGUCUCUCCGAUUUUCUGCCCUUUUACGCCAACCGAAGGAAGUUCCAUUGCAAGAGAAAUACGAAUAUUGCGAGAAAGUGAUCGACCUUUUGGAAAUGCGACCUAUUGCAGGCGCAACUGUGGGAUCUGCGGGCUCGGGUCUCAACCAGGAACAACGAAAACGUCUGACUAUCGCAGUGGAGCUGGCAAGUAAGCCUGAGCUGCUCCUGUUUUUGGAUGAGCCAACCUCUGGUCUCGAUUCACUUGCUGCGUUCAACAUUGUACGAUUCCUUCGGAGACUAGCAGAUGCUGGCCAGGCUGUCCUCUGUACGAUUCAUCAACCUUCUGCUGUUUUAUUUGAGCAGUUUGACGAGCUUCUAUUGCUGAAGAGCGGUGGAAGUGUGGUCUAUAAUGGGCCACUUGGAAACGAUUCCAAGAUGCUCAUUGAGUAUUUUGAACGAAAUGGUGGCAAGAAGUGUUCGCCGCACGCAAAUCCUGCAGAGUACAUGCUGGAAGUUAUUGGAGCUGGAAACCCAGAUUACAAGGGCCAGGAUUGGGGUGAAGUAUGGGCCAAUUCAUCAGAAUCCAAGCAGCUUUCUGAGGAUAUCGAGGAAACCAUUUCUUCUCGACGGGAUGCCCAGAGCGAUGAUACAACCAAAGAUGACCGCGAGUUUGCAAUGCCUCUACACGUUCAAAUAUUGGCAGUCACAAAACGCGCCUUUGUGGCAUAUUGGAGGAUUCCAGACUAUAUUCUUGGCAAAUUCAUGCUCCACAUCUUCACAGGUCUCUUCAAUACUUUCACAUUCUGGCACCUGGGAAAUAGUUACAUCGACAUGCAGUCGAGGCUCUUUUCUGUCUUCAUGACCUUGACCAUUUCUCCCCCGUUAAUCCAGCAACUCCAACCUCGAUUCCUACAUUUCCGGGGCCUAUACGAAUCUCGCGAAUCCAACUCGAAGAUCUACUCAUGGGCCGCCUUUGUGACAAGCACAAUCCUCCCAGAGUUACCAUAUUCCAUCGUAGCCGGAUCGAUUUAUUUCAACUGCUGGUACUGGGGCACCUGGUUCCCGCGCGAUUCAUUCAGUUCGGGCUAUGUUUGGAUGCUCCUCAUGCUAUUUGAACUAUAUUACGUCGGAUUUGGGCAAUUCAUCGCCGCAUUUGCACCAAAUGAGCUCUUUGCAAGUUUGCUUGUACCGUGUUUCUUCACAUUCAUUGCCGCCUUCUGUGGUGUUGUCGUUCCAUAUGCGGCCCUGCCACACUUUUGGCAAUCUUGGAUGUACUGGCUCACGCCGUUCCACUAUCUACUUGAAGGGUUCGUCGGUGUCAUUACGCAUAAUAUCCCCGUUCGCUGUGUUCCGCGCGAAGAAGCCCAGUUCAGUCCUCCACCUGGUCAGACCUGCGCGGAGUAUGCCGGGCCGUAUGCUCAGCAGGCUGGUGGAUCCGUACGAGAUGCCGGGAAUGGAAUGUGCUCGUUUUGUCAGUAUUCGAUUGGAGAUCAGUUUGCGAAAAGUCUCAACAUAUUCUACUCCCACAAAUGGAGGGCCUAUGGUAUAUUUUGGGGGUAUAUCAUCUUCGAUUUCGCCGUGGUCUUUGCUUUCUCCUGGCUGUAUUUGCAUGGAGUUCGGAACCUGAAGCGAUGGCUCAGUGAGCGCAAGACGAGAAAGAGUAAAGUAAACAGUUCUUGA